UAUGUUCAAUCCUUCAAAGCACGAGAAAUAAGUAGCCAUUCCAAGCAAAUUAAAGAAACACACGCAUCCACAACCCAAUCUCAAAAACACCAACGGCCCUGAAAGAAAAUGUCUCUUGUUCCGAGCAGCAUUUUUGGUGGCCGAAGAACCAACAUCUUCGACCCAUUCUCUCUUGAUAUCUGGGACCCUUUCCAUGACUUCCCAUUUACAAGCACAGCCCUAGCAACUCCUCGGUCUGAAAUCGCCAAUGAGACAUCCGCGUUCGCGAACACACGCAUGAACUGGAAAGAAACACCUGAAGCUCAUGUUUUCAAGGCUGAUCUCCCAGGGCUAAAGAAAGAAGAAGUGAAGGCGGAGAUAGAGGAAGGUAAGGUUUUGCAAAUAAGGGGUGAAAGAAGCAAGGAGAAGGAAGAGAAGAACGAUAAGUGGCAUAGAGUGGAAAGAUCAAGUGGGAAGUUUAUGAGAAGGUUUAGAUUGCCAGAUAACGCUAAGAUUGAUCAGGUUAAAGCGAGCAUGGAGAAUGGAGUUUUGACUGUUACUGUUCCUAAAGAGGAGGUCAAGAAACCUGAUGUGAAGGCCAUUGAUAUCUCUGGCUAAAUAUAUUAUAUAUAG
Ricinus communis (castor bean) is the source of this 612-nucleotide messenger RNA. RefSeq names its product 17.3 kDa class I heat shock protein-like. Bases 109 to 597 code for a protein of 162 amino acids. The record is from RefSeq and is a predicted model, not a curated record. NCBI's taxonomy places the organism in Eukaryota, Viridiplantae, Streptophyta, Magnoliopsida, Malpighiales, Euphorbiaceae. Gene Ontology annotation, biological process: response to salt stress; response to heat; protein folding. The transcript has a single exon.